CUGCAAAAACUCACGCAGAAAACGCAUAGCGUAGCCAGGCCUUUGAACCGGGACGGGUGGCCUGUAUGACCCAGGCCUUUACUUUUCAAAGCAUUUUGUUCUUUCCACCCAGUCUGUGAAGUAAAAGUGAUAUUUUAUUGGUGAGCUGACAAAUUAUGAGGUUAGCAAGUUAUCGUGUGCAAUAUCAAUAUAUAGUGGGAUGGAAACAUGCUGGCGCGCGACUUAUCAGAGAAUGCAACAAUGGCCCACCAGCUGUACAGGAACACUACGAUUGGGCACUGUCUUCAGGAGAGUCUCGAUGAGCUUAUGCAGUACGACCAGCUUCCGCCGGCGCUGGCGAUGAAGGUCCUACUGCAGUUUGACAAGGCCAUCAGUGCCGCGCUGGCAAAUCGGGUCAAAUCUCGACUCUCCUUCAAGGCGGGCAAGCUGAACACAUACCGUUUCUGUGACAACGUUUGGACUCUUUUGCUGACGGGCGUGGAGUUCAAAGAAGUGCAAGAUGUCGCCAAAGCUGACCGUAUGAAAAUUGUGGCCAUGGAUGGCCGAGCCCAGGUGUAGGCCCGACGGGUGCCUCCAUGCCGUUCACAGCCGCCGCAGCCACCAACCACUGACGGCCGACCGCGAUCGGCUAGCCUGCCACCUGCCGGCGCCGUCGGCAACUACAACUGCCGGUCCCGGCCGCCUGGGAAUGGUCAACAGAGGAGGAUUGCGGCCAGAUCUUGGUCGCUGACGAAGACACACUGGCGUGGAGGAGACGUCAUGUGCGGUCAGAACUGAACUGGGUGACUGACCGAACCGCGCCGGUGCAGCAUCGGCGGCCUUCGAGCGUUGGCGACAGAACUGUUGGCCACGUCAGUGCCAGACGGAAAACUGAGCCGUCGGUGGUGAAUGGUUUAGGGUUGUCUCUGAGAGGAAGGACACGUGAGGUGUACUGUGAGUGCGUGCUGGUGAGGAUUCCCGAGCUGGUUGAAGGGAUCGCGAAGUACACCACCCUUUCCAAACGACGUGUGAGUGUGUUUUGAUGCGGAUGUUGUUAAAGUAAUCCAGCGUGUGCAAGUGUUUAGGUCCAUUCAGUGGCUGUUCGUAUGUGUUGUUCGGCGUUCCGUGGCAGCACGAGAGGGAUGGUUGUGCUUGUCUAUGCACCCUGUAGCCCUGAGCUUGCAAGUGGUGUGCGGGCCGUGCCCGCCCGUACACCGCCUCCGAAACAGCACGGUGUUGUUCCCUGGGUUUGGAGCGUGAUGGUAGCUGACUAGCCGCCGGGCAUUCCCGUUCUUCCCUUGGCCUUUCCUCGAUCUGGUGGUGUGGCAUCUCAGAAAACUUAGUUUUAAUGUUGCUCUCAGUGGUCCGUUGUAGAACGCCUUUUCCUUGUAACAUGUUGAUGGGUGUGAACAUGUUAAGCACACAAUAUAUACUUUGUCUUAACUAAA
Molecule: messenger RNA, 1427 nt
Organism: Amphibalanus amphitrite
Lineage: Eukaryota; Metazoa; Arthropoda; Thecostraca; Balanomorpha; Balanidae
Product: transcription initiation factor IIA subunit 2-like
Exons: 5
Coding region: 208-558 (116 amino acids)
Biological process (GO): transcription initiation at RNA polymerase II promoter; RNA polymerase II preinitiation complex assembly
Cellular component (GO): transcription factor TFIIA complex
Molecular function (GO): TBP-class protein binding; RNA polymerase II general transcription initiation factor activity
Source: RefSeq, a predicted model, not a curated record